Messenger RNA from Salarias fasciatus (jewelled blenny), 690 nucleotides. RefSeq names its product trace amine-associated receptor 1-like. Gene Ontology annotation, biological process: chemical synaptic transmission; G protein-coupled receptor signaling pathway, coupled to cyclic nucleotide second messenger; adenylate cyclase-inhibiting serotonin receptor signaling pathway. The transcript has a single exon. The record is from RefSeq and is a predicted model, not a curated record. NCBI's taxonomy places the organism in Eukaryota, Metazoa, Chordata, Actinopteri, Blenniiformes, Blenniidae. Gene Ontology annotation, molecular function: G protein-coupled serotonin receptor activity; serotonin binding; neurotransmitter receptor activity. Bases 1 to 690 code for a protein of 229 amino acids. Gene Ontology annotation, cellular component: dendrite; plasma membrane.
AUGAAUGUAUUCUGCAAAGUACGACUGUCUUUCGAUCUAACGUUGAGCACAGCUUCUGUUUUGAACCUAUGCUGUAUCUCCAUUGACAGGUACUAUGCAGUGUGCCAGCCUCUGACAUACAGAAUGAAGAUCAAUACUAAUGUCGUUGUGAUCAUGAUCGUGUUGACCUGGUGCACAGCUGUUUUUAUGACAAUUGUGUUUUUCAUUGCAAAAAAUAACUCUAGAGAAUGUCAAGAAAAUUGUUCUUUCGGUGGUGGUCUUUCAAACCCUUUAGGACCCGUGUUCUCAUUUUACCUCCCAAUGGUCACGAUGGUGUGUAUCUACCUGAAGAUUUUAAUGGUGGCACAGAAACAGGCACGCAGCAUCCAGAACACACACUCUCAGAGCACAACGUCUGGAACUGCUGCUGCAAAAAAGGUGGAAGGAAAGGCAACCAGAACUCUGGCGAUCGUCAUGGGAGCCUACGUGGGAUGUUGGGCGCCUGUUUUCCUCUGUUUGCAGAUAAAGGUUUUCAGUUCUGUGUCAGUGCAAGUUACAACAUUUGAAAGCCUUGUCUGUAUCGGAUUGUUUAACUCACUGCUCAAUCCAUUCAUCUAUGCUUUCUUUUACAGUUGGUUCAGGUCAGCUUUUAGACUGAUUCUCAAUGGGGAAAUAUUUCGAAGUGAUUUCUCUAACUCAAAACUCCAUUGA